AAGAUGAGGGCGGAAAUGGGCACCACCUGGAGGCGGAAGUUGAGGCCAAGUUGGCUUCCGCUUCCGAUUUGCGGCCCGUCCUCCCGGCGCCGCGGCCGCCGCUAGUGCCGCAUCUAUCCCGCGGGCUUGAGAGCGGCCGAAAGCCUUCGGAAGAGCCAUAGAGUCCUGGUGCGGUAGAGCGGCUCCUCCCUUGGCCCAGAUUUCUCUGCAUUGCCUGGGCGAUAGGGGGAGAGAGCCCGAGGGGGGGGCGUCUGCAGACGGGGGUCUGGCCGAGGUUUUCCACGGGGUCGAAGCUGGAACUGCCAGCUCUUCCUCGCCGCCGCCGCCUCCGCCUCCUUUAUUCUGGCCCCCCGGAGUCCAGCCUGUGACUCCUGACCCUGCGAAGCCUUUUCCCUGGACUCCCUGACCUCCUUGCCUUUGUGACCUUUGAACCUAGUCCGUGCUAGCAUCUCUCCCAGAGGCUCCCAUUCUUUUCGGUUUCUCCUUCCUUCCCUCCCUCCCUCCCUCCCUCCGAGGAGCAGGUCUCUCGCUCCGCUCCGUUCCCGACUUUCACCUGACGUUUCUGCUUUUCUGUGCCCGGUUUCGUCUCUCGGGGAGGCUGUUUGAAAACGAAGCUUGCUUACUUCUCCUGGUCCGCCAAGAUUCCCCCGGUUUUUAAAGGAGGGCGCCGGCUAUGCCCCCUGGCUGGGGGAAGUGGGGAGUCUGAAACGCUUACUAGGGACCCUGGGGGGAGGGAAGAGGGGGCUCCAGUGGUGGUGUGGCUGUUGGUGUGAGCCCCAAACUUUCUGCGGCCUGGAAGAUCGAAAUUUCCCUUACACUAUCCAGCCGUAUCUCGGAAUGGCUGUGACGCCCAGAUGGAUGCUCAUAGAGUGCAUGACCAGAUAGGGACUUCAGGCAAGUGGCACAAGAGCAAAAGUUGUGGUCUCCCUCUUGCAAAGCAAACUAGGUUCCAUUCGGACUGGAUAUGCAGGAUUCACUGUCUUAAGCAAUUGGUUAAAAAACUUAAUUUGCUUUAACCCGGAGAGCCCUUUUGGCUAACAUUAGCCUGGCUUAUUUCAAAGCCAUCCACAGAAAGUUUGGAGCAUAGUACAAAUUGUCUCUCCCACAUCCUUCACUACUCCCCAACACCAUGUCGACGUCUUCACUGCGCCGCCAGAUGAAGAAUAUUGUACAUAAUUACUCUGAAGCUGAAAUUAAGGUUCGUGAGGCUACAUCAAAUGACCCUUGGGGCCCAUCUAGUUCUCUCAUGUCUGAAAUUGCCGAUCUCACCUACAAUGUGGUAGCCUUCUCAGAAAUCAUGAGCAUGAUCUGGAAGCGUCUAAACGAUCAUGGGAAAAAUUGGCGUCAUGUCUACAAGGCUAUGACACUUAUGGAAUACCUAAUCAAGACAGGUUCAGAGCGGGUUGCACAGCAGUGUAAAGAAAACAUAUACGCCAUCCAAACUCUAAAGGAUUUUCAGUACGUUGACCGGGAUGGCAAAGAUCAAGGGGUCAACGUGCGGGAGAAAGCCAAGCAACUGGUGGCCCUCCUUAAAGACGAUGAGCGUCUCAAAGAAGAACGGGUCCAUGCCCUCAAAACUAAGGAGAAGCUGGCCCAGACUGCAACCGCUUCUUCUGCUUCAUCAUCUUUGGCAAAUGCCCCUGUAGAAGCAGAGCAAGCAUGGCCCCAGAGCAGCGGGGAAGAAGAGCUGCAGCUGCAGCUGGCACUGGCCAUGAGUAAAGAGGAAGCGGAGCAGGUAAGCGCCAAGCCCCCUGCAGUGGCCGAUGAAGACCUACAGCUCCAGCUAGCCAUUAGCUUGAGCAAAGAGGAGCACGACAAGGAAGAGCGGAUCCGGCGCGGGGAUGACCUUCGUCUCCAGAUGGCCAUUGAAGAGAGCAAGAAGGAGACGGUGCCUGCCAAGGAGGAGUCAUCCUUAAUGGAUCUUGCUGAUGUCUUCACUGCUCCACCACCUGCUGAUCCAUGGAGCACUCAGCCUCCUCCUGCUGACCCUUGGGGUGGCACUGCCACAGUUGUACCCGCAGCUUGUACAGACCCAUGGGGACCCCCUUCUGCUGGAGCAGCCCCUGUAGGAGAUCUAUGGGGAACUUCUGCAGCACCUCCUGCACCCCCCUCGGAUCCCUGGGGAGCCCCGCCAGCUGCCAUCACUGACCCCUGGAAGGCCGAAGGUGGGACUUCUGUGAGGCCUACCACAGCAACACCCACAGACCCAUGGUCAUCGGCUCCCACAUCCCAAGGACAGCCUGCUCCUGAUCCUUGGGCUCCAGCGUCCACUUUUUCAGAUCCCUGGGGGGCUUCCCCUUCUAAGCCUAACACCAACGGCAUGGCAGCUGCCAGAGGCUUUGAGCAGUUUGAUGACGGGGACAGGGAUGAAUUCUCUGAUUUUGACAGCCUGCGUCCAGCACUGCCCAAAUCUGGAAGCAGCACAGGUGAACUGUCCCUCUUAGCAGGGGAGGUCCCUGUUUCUCAGGCUGGCAGUGGGAAGGACAGCCCCAAUGCUUUUGAUAUGGCUGCCGUGGCUGGGUCACUGCCAGAAAUCUGCAAGCCAAUGCGUAAAACCCCCGAGUCGUUCCUGGGUCCCAACGCAGCCCUCGUUGAUCUGGACUCUCUGGUCAGCAAACCGUCUAUUCCAUCCAGCAGCACCAAGGCUUCAAACCCUUUCCUCCCCCCUGGUUCAGCUCCCGCCCCAUCUGCCUCGGCCACCAAUCCAUUCCAGGCAGCGGCAGCCACUCCACUGUCACUCAAUCAACUGCGUGUCAGUCCUGUACUUCCAUUGUCCCAGCCAGCACCACCAGCGUUUCCUGCCACAGCGCCAAUGGUCUCCGUAUCCCCCAUGGCUCCCGGGAUGCCCUUAGCCUCCGUUUCCCCCAUGAUGGGGGUGCAGCCCUUGGGGGCUGUUCCACCUCUGGGGCUCCCUGUCAUGGGGCUGCCCCCUCAGAACCUGCCCCCUGCCGGCGUUGUUCCCAGCAGCACUUCGGCCUCCACCCUGGGGAGCACCAAUCCCUUUUUGCUAUAACUGGGGGACCUUUGGCCCGGUGUUGACCACCCAAACAUCCCCUUUUGCCCUGUGUUCCCCAUUGGCAAUGGGGCCCCUCUGACGGCAGCCACCGAGCAGGGGCAACUGGAUUGGGGUGGAAGGAAAGGGAGGUACCCAAGUCCUUGCAGGCCCUCCACCCCUAUGUUGGGAGGUCAGCAGAGUCUUUCUGCAAAUUGGUUUCCCCUUUUUCCCCAGGCCCGCUCUGCGGGACCUGGAAAGAUCCGUUUCUAGUACCAAAGUCGAGGGAACCCAGUGACUAAUUCAAUGGGGAGGAAUCUACUCACAGAAGCAGAACUGGAGGAAGGGGGGGCUCUUCCUUAAAAGCGAUCUUUGAAUCCUUUUUUUGGGGGGGGGGGUUUGGGGAGUACCUAUCCAAAUUUGGGAGGUAAUAGCAGACUUGGAAUAUUGAUGUUCCUUUUUUUUUUCCUCCUCUCUCUCUCUCUCUUUUUUUUUUGUUCAUCAAUCUCUGUCUUCUCCUGUGUUGAAGGAUAGAAGAAAGGGAAAUUGCUAAUUCCCUACCUCUGGGAUGUUCCAGAUGAAAUUAUUUGGGGAAAUGAAGACCCUUUAAAAUUAUUAUUUUUUUCUUAGAUACUCCCCUUCCUUCCCUUCUGAAUGUUUGUUGCAUUUUCUUCAACCUCCCUCUCUCCCCACAACCCUUUUGCUGGGACCACUUUUUCUGUUUUUUUGGGAUUUCCCCCCCUCCCCCCCCCAAGGAAGUAGGGGGUGGUGUGUGUGUGGGGGUAAUAGGAACAAUUGACACCUUAGAAUAUAUCUGUUCUUAGGAUCAAGAGAGAUGCCACUAACUUAAUGCCAGAGACCAGAACUAGGUCGUGCUCCUAGGCCCCUACCCCUCGUACACCCUUUCUCUCCAAACGUUGGACCCCGAAAGAAUAUCCUUUUGCAAGAAGUGCAGGAUCUUGCUAAUGCAUUGAGUGGGUCAACGAUGGGGAGGACCUUGAAACAGUCAACGCAACCUACUGUGAAGGGGAAUCUGGAAGCCGCUAAAAGCCGGGCCUUCUCAGUUGCCAUAGAAAGCCUUUAAAGGCACAACUUCCCAUGCUGGACCACGACUGGACUUGAAAGGCUUUCUUGGCCCGUAUCUUGGGAGGCCUGAAAGUCAGAAUCCCCUGCUGGAUUUUGGAACAGCAGGAUCUAAAAUUCUCUGUCCUGGUCUGCGGGCCACGGCAAACUCAAGGGAGGAGACCAAGGAAUCUACCAAAGACAGUGGAGCUUGGUGGCCAGCAGAGUUGAGAAGCUCUUCCUGCCUCUGGCCCAGUGGCCUUCCAGACAUGGACUGCGUGGCAGCGUCCUUCCGUGUCUUUGGGGGUUGGACACCCACCAGGAAAGUACCAUUUCUCAGAUGCACAGCCAGACCAGAGAACUGCUUCAACCAGCGCAACUCCGAAAGAGCCUCGAAUCUUCUUCGGACUGGUGGGGGGAACAGAGGGAGGGACAGGAGAUGUUGGGUGGUCACUUUUACCCCUUCUACAGCAGCAGCAGCAGCUUGUGGGGGAAGGGAGUCAUGGCUGUGUGUGUUUGUGAGUGUGUGCGUAUGUGUAUGUGUUGCUGCUUUUCUAAAUUCCUCUUUGAAGCUGGGGAGGGGCACUCGUUAGCACCCAGGACAAUCUGUUCGGCCUUUCUUUUCUCCCCCUCCAAAUAAAUUCUUGGAAUGUGUUUAUUAUGCCUCCCUGUGCCCCCCCCCCAUCAUGCUGGGGUUGAUUUCUCCCCCCCCCCCUCCGGAUAUCAGUAUAUUUGAAUCAUUGUGUCAUUUGUUGGGGGUGGGGAGUGAUUUAGCUGUGUGUGACCCUCCCCCUUGGCUGAGUCCCCCUGCCUCCAUUUCCCCCUCCCAGGUUCCUAACCGAUUCUGGUAUGCUUCAGAAAAAAAAUGCUAUUACUGAAAUGUAAUAAAUGGAAAUUCUUCUAUGGCAUCCAAAAGCUU
Molecule: messenger RNA, 4973 nt
Organism: Ahaetulla prasina
Lineage: Eukaryota; Metazoa; Chordata; Lepidosauria; Squamata; Colubridae
Gene: EPN1
Product: epsin 1
Exons: 11
Coding region: 1130-3013 (627 amino acids)
Biological process (GO): endocytosis
Cellular component (GO): plasma membrane; clathrin vesicle coat; endosome
Molecular function (GO): phospholipid binding; clathrin binding
Source: RefSeq, a predicted model, not a curated record